This is a messenger RNA of Zophobas morio, 1313 nucleotides long. Its product is annotated as thymidylate synthase-like. The transcript is spliced from 3 exons. NCBI's taxonomy places the organism in Eukaryota, Metazoa, Arthropoda, Insecta, Coleoptera, Tenebrionidae. Bases 16 to 1218 code for a protein of 400 amino acids. Gene Ontology annotation, cellular component: cytosol; mitochondrion. The record is from RefSeq and is a predicted model, not a curated record. Gene Ontology annotation, molecular function: thymidylate synthase activity; dihydrofolate reductase activity. Gene Ontology annotation, biological process: one-carbon metabolic process; dTMP biosynthetic process.
UCAUUCCGUGUUAAAAUGGCAACAAUUCCCCUUUCCAAACUAAUAAACAACUUAAAAACUAAUCAAACAUUUUUACGCUCGAAAUUUGGCGCCAAACGCGCCCCCUACCGGUACCUGUACAAAAGCAAACCCGCCGUGACGUCCCAAAUUGGCGGGAAUCGCAGCUUGCACUCAUCUCAAAAUUUCACGUGUGUUAAAACUCCGUUUUGUGCUCAUUCAACCUUCACAAUGUUCAGCACGUCGUCAACCCCUAACCAAAAAAGCUCCACCCUCUUGGUCGACGACCGCAAAGAAAACAUCCCCGACAACGUGCAAGACAUCGGCGACACUCACAUCGAGAAAGCCCCGCGGCCCCACGACGAGCACCAAUACCUAAACCACAUCAAACUCAUCCUCGACAAAGGAAUCAAAAAAUGUGACCGGACCGGCGUGGGGACUUACUCGCUUUUUGGGGCGCAGAUGCGCUACUCGUUGCGCGACAACGUGUUCCCCCUUUUGACCACAAAGCGCGUGUUUUGGCGCGGGGUGGUGGAAGAGCUGCUGUGGUUCAUCAAGGGGUGCACGAACGCCAACGAGCUCAGAGAUAAAGGUGUGCAUAUUUGGGACGCUAAUAGCACGAGGGAGUUUCUGGACUCGGCGGGGCUGCAGCACCGCGAGGAGGGCGACUUGGGGCCGAUUUACGGGUUCCAGUGGCGCCACUUCGGGGCGGAGUACAAGGGGAUGCAUGCCAGUUAUAAGAAUCAGGGGAUUGAUCAGUUGGCCCAUGUCAUCAAUACCAUUAAGAAUAAGCCGAGCGAUAGGAGGAUCAUCAUGUGUGCCUGGAACCCGGUGGAUAUUCCAGAAAUGGCGCUGCCGCCUUGUCAUUGCUUGGUACAGUUUUUUGUGGCGGAUGAUGAGCUGUCGUGUUUGUUGUACCAGAGGUCGGCGGAUAUGGGGCUAGGGGUCCCUUUUAAUAUCGCUAGUUAUGCACUGUUGACUUAUAUGAUUGCGCACGUCACGGGAUUGAAGCCAGGAGAGUUCAUCCACACUUUAGGCGACAGCCAUGUGUAUUUGAACCACGUUGAACCCUUGCAAGAACAACUAAAACGGGUCCCGAGAGCCUUCCCCACUCUGAAUAUUAAAAGACAAGUGGCUAACAUUGAAGACUUCGUUUUCGACGAUUUCGAGCUCGUUGGAUAUAAUCCCCACCCGAAAAUCAACAUGCCCAUGGCAGUUUAAAGCACCAAAAGCUAGAAUCUAUAUUUUAUAAGUCGUACCAAAUAUGUUAUACAUCAUUUUUUAUUUUAUAUGUAUUGAAUAAAAUACUUGAAGGA